AUGCAAAUGCGUAAAAUAACAUCGGCGUUUACAUCCAACACGUAUAAGCCAGAAAAUGGUGGUACCAUCGAGGCGGCACUGUCCCAACAUUUCGCGUAUCUGCACGGCGUUCUCCAAAACAUGGAAGCAAAAUUGAUAAACCAGCUGCAUGAGCAGGGUAAUUACCUCAAGAUUAAUUUAGAGGACAUCGAACUACAACUUCGAUCGCAGGAGGAAAAAUUGAAGUUAACAUUGCAGAUAGCCUCUCAUGCGAAACAGACUUUCCAUAAAAUGGACAUACAAAACGCAAUAAACAUUCUAACGGAAAUGGCAGAUCUUCCUUGUCAUCUGAUGUACAAAGACUCAGGCCAGAACAACAAAGCAACAUUUACCAUCGAUGACUCAAUCGUCGAAGCUAUAGAAAAUCACUGUACAAUUACAGUGCCACCGGUGUCGUCCUACAGUCUUGUGCGAAAAGACGAGCUGCCGACGAAUUACAUAAUGUCGCCUUUACCGAAGAAACCAUGUACAAAAAUUCUUGAUAGUCCGCAAGCAAAGCUAAAACAAGCGAUAAUGCGACCAGUAAUACAAUCGGAAAUUCAAGAAAACCUUGAUGAAUCACUAACGUUGUCCAUCGAGAUGGAAGAUAAAGAAGAAGAAAAUAUUACCGAGUGCAAGGUGGAGGUGACAUACGUUGUUAAUCCAUCGUUAUUCUUUGUACGAAAAGUGGCCAUGAAAGCAAAAUUCCUACAGUUAGAGAAAGAUCUAAUGACAUAUGGAAACGAUGAGGAGAGCUUAAAGAAAUCGAUCGACAUCAAGCAAGAUGACAUGUGCGUCGUCAAACAAUGGAAAGUCAACGAAUGGUAUCGUGGACACGUGAACACAGUGAUGAUAAAUAGCGACGGCGGAAUAUCGUACAACGUGGUUUACAUAGAUUACGGAUACGAGGAAUGCAACAUAGCGGCUUCGAGAGUGCGAAAAAUAGUUGAGCAUUUGCAAAUACUGCCGCCACAAGCGAUUCGAUGCUGCUUACAUGGCUUGAAGCCUAAGACUCUUCAUUGGACGAACGCGAGCACGAACGACUUUAUGAAACUGACAAGCGGAGUCGAUUGCAUGAUGUCCAUUAUCAAAUCUACUCCUGAUAUUUUACAUGUCGAUCUUCGUGUUAAUCCAAAGAACAGUAACAUGGGUCCACAGUCGAUGUGUAGUACUAUGAAAAUUAUGGAUUAUGCACGUUUGGACACUCGGCAAAGUCCGACGUAUACACUGAAUACUAACGUUUAUAAUAGAGAAGAACUUCCGUUAAAUAAGUCAACAGUAGUUAUUAUUGGUUGGCUUGAGUCACCGAGCAAGAUUUAUGUCUCCAAGGCUACGCGACAAAGUAAGUUUUUGAAAUUAAAGGAUGAAUUAAACGAAUAUUACGCAAAAGAGACUUCAGUAAAAAUUAUUGAAACACCACAGAAAGGUGUACCAUGCGCUAUACAAUUAGAAGACGAUACCUGGCAACGCGGUGAAAUUAUCGAAAUAAUUAGUGAAAAUCAAGUCAAAGUAUUUUGUGUGGAUUGGGGGUGUACUUUGAUUCAAGACCGCGACGCAUUACGAAUGAUUCCAUAUGAAUAUACCAUGUUUAAGGCCCAAGCCAUAAAGAUAUCGUUAAUGUAUAUAAUGCCUGAAUCCAAUGGAACAUGGAAACAGGAAGCUGUAACAACUUUGCUGAAUCUCUUCAGUAACACAAAAUCUAUCAUGGUGAAUCCUCGAAAAAAAAUGGAUGACGGAUACAGUGGAUUAAUAUAUAGCAAUAACAUCGAUGUCAGCCGGCAGUUAAAAAUCACAGGCGUUGUUAACGAUUACAUCAUGAGCAACAAAUUUAAGAACAAAUCGCAAAAGAAACCACAAUCGGCUGUUAAAAAUAAUGUUUCUCUACUGGAGAAAUCUGAUAAUACUGUUAAAGACUUCUAUAUUUCGUACGACAAUACGGAGAAUGAUAAAUCCAUGAAAGAAGAAACGCCUAAAGAUCCAUUCAAGGUGGAAGUGCGUAUUCAACGAGUGAUCACACCAGACUGCAUCUACGUUGCACAGAUGGAACAUGAACAAGAGAACGAGAAACUGAUGUUGGAGAUGCAAAAAUUCUACGAUAAAUAUCAUUCCGAAUCACGCAAUAGUUGGAGCGAAGGUGCAUUGUGUACUGUGUAUUCCGCAAAGGACAAAUCCUACUUCCGUGCAAAAAUAUUGAAAAUAAAGUCCUCGACAGAGGUGCUGGUCUAUUUCUAUGACAUGGGCAUCGAGGAGACUGUGACGAUGAAGGACAUACAAGUUCUUCAUUCAAAAUUCGCGGAGGAAAUGACGUACUGUUUUAAAGUAAAACUAGUCGGUAUUUUGCCGUGUGGCGGAUCAUCUACGUGGCCGUCGUUAUCUUGCACAACACUGUCCGAGAUUAUACAAAAUAAUGCGUAUUGCAAGUUUUAUAUCACUAAGCCGGUUCAGGAAGAAUUUUCUGAUGACGUAAUACCUGUCGAGCUUUGGGUAAGACAAUCCAAAAUACCAGGACCGUUAGCACCAACUAAAAUAGAAAUAAAUUCUAUCAACCGAAUGUUGGUGGAGAAGGGUGUCGCUUUACCCAUUAAGGACUAUUUUGCAAAGGCAGACUCAAUUCUCGCAGAAGAAUUUAAACAGCAGUUGGAGACUAGUCAUUGGGGUAUGCCGAACGAUGAAAAUGUCGAAUGGUUGGACAAAGAUCUGACUAAACAUGAAUUGGAUGUUACCAUGACAUCAUCUCCUAAACACAAGGUUUACGAUUCGACAAAUCGUGAGAGUUCGGUAAAGUUCUCAAACUGGUUACCACCGAUCGAAAUAACAGAAGAAGUAUUUCACGCUAUAGCGACAUAUGUGGAUAAUCAAUGCAUGGUGUACUUGCAUCCUAAGAAAUACAAGAAAAAAUGGAAGGAAGGAGAAAUAUGUAUUGCCCAAUAUCAUCAUAAUCAAAAGUGGUACAGAGGUAGAAUUGUCAACAAUUUAGGAAAUGUAGUGCAGGUGGAAUUUGUCGAUUAUGGCAAUGUGGAAGACUGUGAAAUAGAACAUGUAACAGAUGACGUUAGACUGGGGCAUAUUCCUAUUCAGUGCACAAAAUGCGUCAUCAGCGGACUAAGACCGGCAUCUCCGAAUGGUAAAUGGAUGUUGCACGAUUUAGACCGCAUACAUGCGCUUCUUGUUGAUCAGGAAUGUAAAGUGUCCAUUUUACAGCGCCAAUCCACAAAUUUAAUUGUAUCCAUCACAUUAUUGCGACCGUGGAAAUGCGAUCUUCUCAUAUACCUUUCAAAUCACAUGGAUAUGAGUAUUAAGAUCGAACGUAAGUCAUGGAAUGAUUCGGACAAUUCCGAAAAUGAAGAUUUCAAUUCGACGAAGACCUUGAAUAGCACUAGGGAUGUUGUCAUUGAAGAGACAAUAAGCGAUUACGAAAAGUUAUGUAUAACUGAUAUUUCCAAGAAAUCUUCGGAUAUAUACGCAGAGGAUAUUACAUUAAAUGAGAAUGUAAUUAGCGGUAAUUUAGUAGAGACUACAAAGACAGAAUUACUUGAUAAAUUAGAGAAUAAGCGCAUAAUUUCCGAUACCGAAAGUAUAUCUUCGAUAGACACGAAUAUUUUAAACGCACAUAUAAUCUGUUCAACGCCGCAACCAUCAGAGGAAGAAGAUUAUAUGAUCUCAUACAAACGGUUGAUCAUUCCGCAGGAUACAAAGUACAUUGAAUUAAUAUUAUGUUGUAACAGAGAUCCCAUCACUUCAUUAGCACAACUGGCAGAAAAUAACGACGAUAUAUUCUCUGAUGAGCUUCACGAGUAUUACUUACAAUACGAAACCUUAAUGUCAGAAAUACAAACUAAUCAUCAACCAUUAAUCGAAUCCUUCGCAAAGAAUAUUCCGUGCAUCGCGAAAUUUACUGAUAAUAUAUGGUAUAGAUGCAUCAUUACAAAUAGUGAAAAAAUUCUAAACACUCAGUACAUGAAAAUUUCAUUAUAUUACGUCGAUUUUGGUAAUCAUGAGUACAUACAGUUACAUAUAACGGACAUACAUUCCAAAAACUAUGAUUUACGUGUACCGAAAGAGGAAUGGUUGGAAUUACCCGCCAUGGCCAUCAAAUGCACAUUUUGGGGGCUAAACUUCAUCUCUAACGAUAUUGAAUUACUAGCAUCGAAAUUAGAUGAAAUAUACAAUCAAGCAGUUGUGGCUCGAGUUAAGAAAAUUAUUGAGGGUAAUCAUGUGGUCGUCGAAAUAUACAAGGAUAAAAUGUGUACGGAACUGUUUUACGCUGAUUUAAUAAAAGAAGGUUUAUAUAAAUUUAAUCUCACGGAAAACUGA
Mycetomoellerius zeteki is the source of this 4332-nucleotide messenger RNA. It is a transcript of the gene qin, whose product is annotated as tudor domain-containing protein qin. The transcript is spliced from 24 exons. NCBI's taxonomy places the organism in Eukaryota, Metazoa, Arthropoda, Insecta, Hymenoptera, Formicidae. The record is from RefSeq and is a predicted model, not a curated record. Bases 1 to 4332 code for a protein of 1443 amino acids.